Messenger RNA from Tympanuchus pallidicinctus (lesser prairie-chicken), 2500 nucleotides. RefSeq names its product calcineurin like phosphoesterase domain containing 1 (gene CPPED1). NCBI's taxonomy places the organism in Eukaryota, Metazoa, Chordata, Aves, Galliformes, Phasianidae. The transcript has 4 exons. The record is from RefSeq and is a predicted model, not a curated record. Gene Ontology annotation, molecular function: hydrolase activity. Bases 68 to 1006 code for a protein of 312 amino acids.
CCCGGCGGAGGCGGUGCCACUCUCUCGGCCGUCUGGGACGAGACGACGGCUCUCGGCGGCGAGCGUUAUGGCGGCAGAGGAGGACGUGUUCCAGAGAGCUCGGGGAAGGACUCUGACCGCUUUCCGCCAAGGUGAUGAGUACCAAUGGAAGGGACCUUUCUACUUCAUCCAAGGAGCAGAUCCUCAAUUUGGACUAAUAAAAGCUUGGGCAGUUGGCAAUACAGGAAGUGGAGAUGAUGAAUGGGGAGAAGAAAUCAAAUUAACAGAGCAAGCAGUACAGGCCAUUAACAAACUAAACCCUAAACCCAAGUUCUUUGUGUUGUGUGGAGAUCUUAUCCAUGGAAUGCCAGGAACCCAGUGGAGAAAGGACCAAGAGCAAGAUUUAAAGAGCGUUCUGAAAAACACUGACCAGGACAUCCCGUUGGUAUUUGUCAGUGGAAAUCAUGAUAUUGGCAAUACUCCAACAAGAGAAACAAUAGAUAAUUAUUGCAAGAGCUGGGGAGAUGACUACUUCAGCUUUUGGGUAGGAGGUGUUUUCUUUCUUGUGCUGAAUUCUCAAUUGUACUUUGAUUCUUCCAAAUGCCCAGAGUUAAAGCAAGCUCAGGACGCAUGGCUAAAUGGGCAGCUGGCUGCUGCCAGAAAACAUAAAUGCAAGCAUGUAAUAGUGUUUCAGCACAUCCCUCUGUUUUUGAGAGAGCCUGAUGAAGACCAUGAUUAUUUCAACUUGGAAAAAUCAGUUCGACAUGAGAUAAUGGAAAAGUUCCAUAAAGCAGGCGUUAAAGCUGUGUUUUCAGGACAUUACCACAGGAAUGCUGGGGGGUGCUACAGAGGACUGGAAAUGGUGGUCUCAUCAGCAAUAGGAUGUCAGCUGGGAGAAGAUAAACAUGGACUUCGAGUGGUCCUUGUCACAGAUGAAAAGAUUGUUCAUAGAUAUUACAGUUUAGAUGAGUUGAGCAGCCAAGGCUUGGAGAACGAGAUGAUGGAUAUGCUUGCUAAGGAAAAUUAGGCUAUGUGAAAUUCCUUUUAACUCAAGUGGUUUAUGUGAUCUUUUGCCAUAUUUGUUAGAUGAACACAAAGAGUUUCAGAAAGUUUCCACAACUUGAAAUCAAAUUUUUGCUUGUGCACAUUGCCCAUGAGCAGCUCUCCAUUUGUUAUCAUCCUAAAUAACAAAAAAGAGUUCUUGAAGUAUUUUUUUGUAAAAUGAGACCCACAAGGAAUAUGGGAAAAUAACACAUCACUGAAAACAUUUUUCUGUUCUGAGAUUUUAUACUCUCCUCAUGGAUAAGACAUUCUAAAUAAAUAGGAGGUAUAUGCAAGAGUGAGAGUAGUAAUUCUAGGUAAUGCUUCAACUGAAGACUAUUUUCAUUUGAUAUGUAAGACAUUAGAAAAAGAAAAAUCAAUAAAUUCAAUCACCUCAGUUACACUCUGGACAAUACAAACUUUUUUUUCUCAAAAAGUCAGUGAAAGCAAUAGACUCCAUUUAAAUACAGUAGAGGAGGUGAAAUACUGUGUUGAAGAUUCAAUUUCAUUACAUUUUAGUUACAACAUUUUAUUUGAGAGAGGGCUCAUGAGAUUUUAAAAAUAUCUGCAGUAUUUUGAACUGUUUUCUUUUACCAGUAUAACAGCUGUAGCUGCAAGGGGACAGUACCAAACAUGAGCUACAAUCUCAUGAUAACAGCCUAAGCGUAGGUAAUGUUUGAAUCAAAAAGAAAGAAAAUGAUUUUGCUUUUGAUCUCCAGCUGCUUUUGAUUAGUUUAAUGUUUUCACAGGUUCAUUUUCAAGGGAACAUGCGGAAAACGGGAGAGAAAAUCUAAAGUUAGCUAAACAUCCAGAAAGAAGUUUCACUGGAAGUUAAGCAGUUAAUUUAUUAGUUUAAUAGUUAAAAGUUAUUUUAAAAAAUCUGUGUAAUUUUAUAUCUUUGAAACCACCGAGUUCUGUUAACAUUUAGUCCUAGAUUACAUUUAGUAAUCACAGGUUAUUAAAGGUUUCAAAAACAAGAUGAUACUAGAUUAUUACUUGCAGAGGGAAGAACAGACUUGCUAUUCAGUCUGGCAUUUACGUUUUAAGGCUGAAAAAGUUCAGCAGAGGGACCUGAGACAGUCCAAGCCCAGAGCACGCUCCCUGCUCUGGCACAGUACUGUAAAGCUGGAUGGAGGACAUGCUUUUUUCGUAUGGCCGUUUAUUCAAUGUAAUUUUAACUGAAUAUCUGAAGCUUGGGAGAUGGGUCCUACCAACAUAACUUCAGGAGGAAGUCUUUCCAAAACUACGAAAACAUUAAUAGUAGUGGUAUUAUAGAACUCUAAUUUUAUUUUCAUGGUUAUAAUGUACUAAUAUACAGUGGAAAUGUUUGCAUAAGCAUCAUUUUAAUUCAUAUUUGUAAAUUAUUUUUCCUCUUCUUAAGUAUCAUUUCAUUGCAAGAAAUUCCAUAGCAUACUGUCAUAAAAAUUUUGCUCAAGUACAAAUCUGAAGUUCAAUUAAAAGAGAUUUUAUAUCCCAAGUA